CUCUCACUGCAACACAUUACAAGACAAAACUAUAUAGUUAUCUUCUCUCUUCUCUCUCUUUGCUUUCUCAUAAAUUAAACACAGAAAAAGAUGUGUGGCGGUGCCAUUAUUUCCGAUCUCAUUGAUUUGAAGCGUGGCCGGAAAUUGACCGCGGAAGACUUGUGGUCGGAGCUUGACACCAUUUCUGACCUCUUGGGCUUGGACUACAAUAAGCAGUUUGAUGCUCAAAAACCUGGCCAACCUCAGAAAGUGAGGAAUGAAAAAGGUGAAAAGAAGAAGCAGACGGAUGGUAAAGCCAAGACUCAACGAACUCGGAAGAACGUGUACAGAGGAAUAAGGCAGAGGCCGUGGGGGAAGUGGGCGGCUGAAAUUAGAGACCCUCGCAAAGGUGUCCGAGUCUGGCUCGGUACCUACAACACAGCCGAAGAAGCCGCUAGAGCCUACGAUGAAGCCGCCAAGCGCAUACGUGGCGACAAGGCCAAGCUCAACUUUGCUCAACCACCACCUCAAGCUGAACCUUCGUCUAAGAAACGCUGUAUAUCACCACCUGAGUUGACUCAGACGAGUUUACCAGCAGCGUGCGUGGAUUUCGGGUUUGAAAACGAGUUUUAUCAACCCAGUGAAGUGGGGAGUAACGAGCUGGCGCUGGAAGAGCAAAUCUCGAGCUUGGAAUCGUUCCUGGGCCUGGAGCCAACAAGUCGGCAGCUGAGCGGAAACAGUGAGUGUGACUCGAAUGACUUCUGGAUGCUGGAUGACGCGGUGGCGCCUGUGCCUGUUCAUCAGCAGAAUCUUGAUGAGGAUCAGCUCCUAAUGUACUAGGGAAACCAAAAAAAACAUAAUAAUAGCAAUAACCAAAGUAUAGUGUGGUUCUUUUUCUUUCGUUUGUGUUAUGCUUUGAUGUUGGGUUUAUGUGGUUGAAAUUAAAAGACUCUAGUGAUUCUCUGUGCAUUGUAAAGACGAGAUAAUAAGCAGAGAAAUAGCUAGCAGUUGCUUCUUGUUCCAUGCAGAAAGAGAAGCAUCUUUUCUUUCUGUGUCUUAUAUUGUAUGCAUGGCUGUUUUCGAAACUGUCGGUGCCUGUACAAGAUCUUCCUGCUUAUGUUAUUACAUGCAUAACAUUGUUAUCGUUGUUUCUGAAAUUAAUUUGAGACCUUUCGUAGGAA
Pistacia vera is the source of this 1160-nucleotide messenger RNA. Its product is annotated as ethylene-responsive transcription factor RAP2-3-like. The record is from RefSeq and is a predicted model, not a curated record. Lineage: Eukaryota; Viridiplantae; Streptophyta; Magnoliopsida; Sapindales; Anacardiaceae. Gene Ontology annotation, molecular function: DNA-binding transcription factor activity; DNA binding. The transcript has 2 exons. Gene Ontology annotation, biological process: ethylene-activated signaling pathway; regulation of DNA-templated transcription. Bases 91 to 819 code for a protein of 242 amino acids.